GCCCUAGCGGCACUUGGUGCCUGCGGCAAUGCGGCCACGCACAGCCCCUUACACUGACGACACUUCCGCCCGCGCGAGUGUUUCCGGGGCGGAGGUUACCAUGGCUGCGGCUUUGGCUCGGCUGGGGCUCCGGGCUGUCAAGCAGGUUCGGGUUCAGUUCUGCCCCUUUGAGAAGAACGUGGAGUCCACGAGGACCUUCCUCCAGGCUGUGAGUAGCGAGAAGGUCCGCUCCACCAACCUCAGCUGCUCAGUGAUUGCGGACGUGAGGCACGAUGGCUCCGAUCCCUGCGUGGACGUGCUCUUUGGGGACGGGCAUCGCCUGAUUAUGCGCGGCGCCCACCUCACUGCCCAGGAAAUGCUCACCGCCUUCGCUUCCCACAUCCAGGCAAGGAGCGCGGCGGGGAGCGGGGACAAGCCUGACGCUGGUGCCGGGCGCUAACUGCGCGGAAGAGACUAAAAAGCCUGGGAUUUGCUAGGACACUUAUCCAAGAAAAGCUUGAAUUAAUCACUCAAAUCAUUAUCUAGAGAGCCACAGAGAGCCCCCCGCCACACACACACACCCGCCCUCCGUGGCUACAAAUUCAACCAUUGUUUCUGGGACGAGACAGGAUCCGGAGGUGUCUGGACAAACUUGAAUUUAUUUCACUUUUUUACCAUCAUUCAUUGUUUAACCGUUUUGAUUUUGGCUUCCCCCGUAACUCUCAAGGUACCUCUUGAACUACCUUCUUGGGUUAAACCCUACAUUUCUGUUUGGCUUUAAUCUCAACUUUUUUGUUAUAGUCGGAUUACCUACUACCAAUUUUCUCCAAAUCCUACCAACACUCUGUCCAAAUAGAAUUGAUAAUCUUACAUACACAUAUACAUACAAGCCUCACCCUCUGACUUGCCCAUUACUUUUAAAGGUACUUCAUCUGCCCAGCCACCUGGGCUGGAAACUACAGCAUUAUCUCUGGUUCUGUCCUCUCCUUUUUCCUGCAUAUCUAGUCAGUAAAUUCUGAAUAUUGUGUCUUAAACAAAAGCUCUUGAAAUAUUCUCUUCAAUCCUAUUCUUCUCCUUAUUGCAUUCUCCCACCAGUCUCCUUUUUUUCUAAUCAUUUUUGAGGCUGCUUAAUUUUAUCUUUCCAAAGCACAUCACUGGUUAUAUGUCUCACUACUACUUGUUUCAAAGAAUAGUUCCUGAAGUACUUUUAGGCAUUGUGCUUAAAGUAUUUUUCAUACUGAGUUACCACCUAUUAGUAUCAAUCAUGAAGUCAAUUUAGGGGGUAAAUCAGCCUUUUAAAAACAAAGUAAAAUAGAAUUAAAAGUAUCAGAAUGUAUGACACAUGGAAUAGGAAGUAUUUUUUAAGAAACUUAAGUUUUAAGCAUAUAAUUAUGAAUAUAUGUGUAUGUAGAUGUAUAUAUAUAUAUAAAGUAUGUGCAUACAUGUGUAUCUGCACGUACGUAGUUGCAAUAGAGAAUUAUUUCUUUCUGUAAGUUAUGGGAAAAAAUGGUUGCGAGCCAUUCACUAGUUUAGAGAACUUCAGAAUGCUCAACGAGGCAAUCAAGGAUCUUUAGAUAUUGGCUCCUGUGUACUUUGCCAAAUACAUUUUGCAUGACUUUCCUACCACAUUGUUAUACUGCUUCUUUGCUUAAAAGAGUGCUACCUUCAAAGGGCUGUUUUUUCUCUCCCUUUUAAAAAAGAAAACUAUCAGGAAGCAGUAUAGUGUAGUUAAGAGCCAGAACACCUGGGGUUGAAUCCCACCUCUGCCCUUAAGCAGUUAUGUAACUUUGGACAAAUUACUUAUUCUCUCAGUGCCUGUCCCCUCAUUUGUAAAAUGGGGAUAAUAGUACUUACCUUAUAAGAUUAUUGAGAGGAUUGAAUAAAUUGAUAUCUCUUAGGCACCCAGAACAUUACUGGGAAUUAAAUAAAUGUUAUGUAAGAGGCCUUGUCCUACUUCAGGUACACCAUGAGAAGGCAGGGUUCUUUGGAAAAGACAGUAAUGCUGAGAAAGAUAGAAGACAGCAGGAAAAGAAGAAGAUCAAAUAUGAAGUGGAUUGACUCCAUAAAAGAAGUCAUAGGCAUGAGUUUAUAGGAGUUGAUCAGGGCUGUUGACAUUGGGGACAUUACUCAUUCAUGGGUCACCAGGAGUCUGAGCCAACUCAAUGGCAGGUCACACAAGAGGCUUUAUGUUAUAGUUGAAAAGAUACAAUCUAGAUUUGAGUUUCCCAGCUCUGGUUAAUUGGCUAUUAUCUUUGGCUAGACUUAACCACUCAUUUGUAAAAUGGGGAUGGUUCAAACAUUGCUAUAAACAUGGAUCGAGCACUGGCACUGUAUUUCUAGAUUGUGAAUUUGAAGUUGGGGCUGUUUUCUCUGUGUCCCCAGCACCUUGCAUAGUGCCUAAUACAGAGUGUACAAUAAAUAUUUGUUGAACUUACAUUUAGAAUCUACCUUGUGCUUAUAAUUGAUUAGUAGUACUAAGAUACAAAGAUGAAUAAUAAAACAGGUAUGCAAUAAAUGUUACAAUAGAGAUGUGCACUAGGUGCAGUGGUAGCAAGGAAGACAAGACUGUGAAUUUGGGCAGAAGGCUUGUCGAAUUGUUGAAUGAGCAAGAAGUUACCAGUGCAGGAUGGAGCCAGAAAUCAGAUUAUAGUGAAAUAGGAAGUGGGCAUGCAGCAUAGCAUAAAGUAUUAGAUUUAUAUAUGAGUUUGGAUGGGAGGUGUGAUAAUAGCUAGAGUAGCAUAAAGGUAUGGAGUAGAGUUUUUCAAAAGAUGAUAGGGAUUCGUACUUUAUGAAAAUACCUUCUGUGGAGGAGAGACUACUCCUUAAUGUGACUGCUGCCUGACUCACCGGGUAGAUCCUAGCCAGAACAGAGAUUGCUUCCCAAAAAUCCCCUCAGAGACUUUGAUCGACCUUUCCCAGCCCCAGGCAAGAUUAUAAGGCAUUUUACUCCUAUCUGGUUUAGGUCACACCCCUUAGCGCCUGUCAUGUGGUGUGGAGGAUAUUCAUGUCUUGCUGCUACCCAAUACGCACCUUAUAUGAAAGUUCCCUUAAUAAAUUCUAGAUGUAAUGAUGGAA
Messenger RNA from Pteropus alecto (black flying fox), 3054 nucleotides. RefSeq names its product mitochondrial ribosomal protein L53 (gene MRPL53). Gene Ontology annotation, cellular component: mitochondrial large ribosomal subunit. The record is from RefSeq and is a predicted model, not a curated record. NCBI's taxonomy places the organism in Eukaryota, Metazoa, Chordata, Mammalia, Chiroptera, Pteropodidae. Bases 29 to 439 code for a protein of 136 amino acids. The transcript is spliced from 3 exons.